Molecule: messenger RNA, 2880 nt
Organism: Spodoptera frugiperda (fall armyworm)
Lineage: Eukaryota; Metazoa; Arthropoda; Insecta; Lepidoptera; Noctuidae
Exons: 2
Coding region: 145-1641 (498 amino acids)
Source: RefSeq, a predicted model, not a curated record
CGGGAUGGGAAUACUUGGUACAACGUUUACACGUUUCAGCCACCGAUUGCAAACGUAGAAUUCAAGAUGCUUAUCGACGAAAGGCUUUGAUAGUAGAGAAGUUAUAUAUGCAAUCAACUAGAGUAUCUCCUUUUGAGUUAACUGAUGGUUUAUGUAGAACAGCCGACAAGUGGAGUAAGAUGGAAUUGGAUUGGAAGAGAACAAAAAAGGUCCCUUUUUUCUGAAGAAGGAUUGACAGGUAAAACAGAAAGUGAUAAAGAAGAGUGGCAAUGUCUAAAACCGACAUCAGCAGUUAGGUGUAAUCCAACACCAAUUUGUCUGACUGACGAUUCUUUAAGUCAACAAGUUAUUAAAUUCACAUUGAUAAAUUGUACGUGUGACUCUGUGUUCGUUCGAUUUAAAUACGUUAUGGAUAAGUCUUAUUUUCGAAACAUCAAGGUCUCGCCAAUAUUGCCAAAGAAGCUGUGCCCUGGGUUACCUGAAGUGUUUACAUUGAUAUUUAAACUUGUAAACCAAGAAGAAUUUAGAUCAGGCAUAUAUUUUAAAAUUGGCUUCGAUGUUUACGAUAAUGUUCCUGCGGAAUCAUUAUGUGUGCCAAUAGUCACUGAAUUCAAAAAGCAACGAUGUGUGAUAGUAUCGGAGAGCGUAAAUAUACCGCCUAUUUAUCCUUGGCAUCUAAAAAGAAAUGAUCAGCAUUCUUCUGAUUAUAUUCAUAUAACUCUACAUGAUCCUUUUCCUUAUCACUUACAUAUUUAUAAAAGAGUGAUGGAUUUAAGUAAAGAUCCAAUUGUUACUUUACAUGCAGACGGGAUAAACACAGAGUUAGUUAUGCAUGAUGUAGAACAACAGGUAUCAACAGAAGCAGUGGUAAACACUGAGAUAGUUACACAUAAAACAGAACAUAAGUUACUCGAACAUAAGCCACUCGAAACUCAUAAAGCCGAGUCUAAAACGAAAGCAUCGGCUAUGCGAAUUGCAGAAAGAAUAAUGGUACACGAAGCCAUGGCUUCUAUUGUUAAGGUUAUUAUUGAACUUGCUUUGGAUACUUUUAUGCUUGAAUCCACAUAUUUGCAUUUACAACCCCACGAAUCAACAAAGAUUCCGGUAUAUUUGACAAAAGUUGAACGUACCGGUUAUCAUCAAUGUUACUAUGAUUUACUAUUCAUUGAUACAAUAACAGAAGAAGUUGCAAUGAAGAAAACUGUAAAAAUCUACGCAGAAGUACUGCCACAUCCAAUAAAAGUGGAUCCUAUUAUAUUAGAUAUGUCUAAAUCGUCGGUUAAACAUGGUUAUUGUGAAGAUGUUUUCGUAAUUACCAAUACCCACAAACUAUACUCUGCUAUGAUUAAAAUCAAACUAACUACGAAGAUGAAAAAGAUGUUUUACGUGGAACCUAUGGAAACUACAAUCCCUGGAUUAUGUUCUGUACCAUUUUUUGUGAAAUUUUGUUCUAGAGAUUUUCUAUCAGUCAAACCAAGCGAAGAUUUAGUUCAUUUCACGUUCAAAAUAAUUAUCCGUGGAUAUAAAGCAGUUUACGAAAACGUACCACCGUACUUCUAUGAAAUAAUUGCACCAUGUGCAGUUGAAUUUAAAAAGGUUUAUGACGAAAAAUACUUUAAAGAAACUGAUGACGAAAAUUAGGUUGAUUGAUUUCUUAUUUUUUUAUUUGUUAGAUCUGAUAUACAUAUAUUGUUUACCAGUAAAUUAUAAUUCUUUUAAAAUAGUAGAUAUAUUUUCCAUAUUUCUGUUUUUUCUUUUUUGUCACUUAAAUAGUAAGGACCACUUUGACUCUCUAAUGGUUCUGGCUUAGAAAACUUGUUAAGAAUCCCGGGAAUACAGAGUAAUGUUUGACAAGGAUCAAACCUGCUAUCGCGUCCGACUUGUUGUAUGUAAUACAGGUCAAGUGAGUUGAUUGCCUGAACCCGCAUAAUAUCCCAGACCAGAUCUACAGGUCGUACAACCGGUUCAAUGUGACAAUCGAUUAUAAAUCAACGACAGUUUUGAUAGAAUCGAUUGUGCUAUAACACCUUUAUUAUGAUUCGAUACCACAGUACCUGUCGACCUGCGAAUCGUAAACUUCAAGUUAAUCACAUUACCCAAUCUCAUAUAUUAUUCUUUGAUUAAUAUGAAUUCAUGAAAAUCUUCUGUAGCCAUAAAUCAUCUUGACAAAGUUUAGGGAAAUAAACAAAACUUGGCACUGCAUUUGAAUUAAGGCUAUCAGCACUGUUUAUCACAUUUUCUAAUCGAUCACCUUUUUUAUCGAUGUUAGUAUUGUAAACACAUUUGCAAUUCACAUCACGUGUGUCACUUCAAACGAUUGUAUGCUUAAGUCCUACGUUCAAUCGAAUUGAUUAUGUAUCGAAUUGUCAUCAGGAAUUCGUUUAGCAUUCACUCGAUACUUUCACAUUAAAAUUGGUUCCUAAUCUGAUACAUGGAUUCUAAAAAUAAUGAGUUUAAUGGGUAUACAUGCUUCGUUUGCUGCGCUCAUAAAUAAAUGUUUUAUUUUUACAUUGAAAGCUGAUUUUGAAUAAUUAACCUCUUUAUUGCUAUGUAACAUUCAUACUUGUUUAUUUAGAUUACUUUUUUGAUGUUUGUCUCCUGAGUUGUUUUUGCUAUUGAUGUCUUUAAUUCUAUCUACAUUUAAACUUCUGUUUACAUUUUAUUUCGAAAUGGCAUUUCUGUAGUUGAAACAGACUAUAAAGACUAACGACUUAGCUAAAUGAUUUAAUAUCAAGACACCGCUAUUGAGAAUGUACCAUUCGUAAUAACUUGAUGGAUGUGUGCAAGCUUACUGUUAUGUUACGUUAGAUUAUAUCAUAAUUGACUUAGGAAUGGCUGCAAUUUCUUAGAUAAAGGAAAUCUUAUUACUUUGUCUUGUAC